Molecule: messenger RNA, 3406 nt
Organism: Ixodes scapularis (black-legged tick)
Lineage: Eukaryota; Metazoa; Arthropoda; Arachnida; Ixodida; Ixodidae
Product: protein O-mannosyl-transferase Tmtc3
Exons: 24
Coding region: 225-3077 (950 amino acids)
Biological process (GO): protein O-linked glycosylation via mannose
Cellular component (GO): endoplasmic reticulum
Molecular function (GO): mannosyltransferase activity; protein binding
Source: RefSeq, a predicted model, not a curated record
GCUCGGCUGCUGUAGGGCUGUAGCUCGGCGGCUCGGCGCUCGGCUUCACUGACAGCACUGACAGGGCUUGCUGUACUGACUUCUCGAUUCGAGAGAAAUGGUGAUCGAAUUAAGUGUCCCCGUGUCAAUCCUGGACUAUUGUUGGUUUUUAUAAUCGCCGUUUUCGAGUGUGUGGUGUUUGUGAUUGGUGCCAGUGAGAGAGUGCCGGAACCUUCGCCCGAGGAAUGGACCAGCGAAAAAGUGGCGGCGACAUGGGAAAGAUUUCCAAGGUGAGUGCCGCCUCCAGCAGCGAGUGCCGGGCACACGGGCGGCCCGUAGACGACGGCCGGGAAAGUGGCUCCGAGGGAAUCCUGGACACUCAGCGGGCCUCUUCUUCCGCUCCUCUGGGAGACAGCGGGAUGCCGGCGGCAGACUGCUCGUCGUCCAGCUCCAGCCCCGCCCACACCUGCUGCGGCGGUGGUUCCGGGCGCUGGCAGCGGAGGCGGGGCGGGGUGCGUCGCCGCUGGUACCUGUGCGUGGCGGCGCUAUGCUGGCUGUGCUACUCGAACGCCAUGAGCUGCGGCUUCGUGUUCGACGACGCCUCGGCCGUGCGGGACAACCGGGACCUGAGGCCCGGCACGCCGCUCGGCCAGCUCUUCGCCAACGACUUCUGGGGAACGCCCAUUCACAAGGAGCACAGCCACAAGUCGUACCGGCCGCUGUGCGUGCUCACUUUCCGCCUCAACUACUGGAUCCACGAGCUGAGGCCCAUGGGCUACCACCUGGGAAACGUGCUGCUCCACUGCGCCGUCUGUCUGCUCUUCCUCAGGGUGUCCUCGAUGUUCCUGAGUGAGGCGGCAAGCGUGGCGGCCGCCCUCUUGUUUGCUGCCCACCCCGUCCACACCGAAGCGGUGACCGGCGUCGUGGGCAGAGCCGAGUCCCUGUCGUCCGUCUUCUUCCUGCUCUCCUUCCUGGCGUACAGCCGCUGCACCGAUCGCUGGAGGAGGACCGAGUGGCGUCCUCUGGCGGCCUGUGUCGCCCUGAUGGUGCUGGCCACGCUGUCCAAGGAACAAGGCAUCACCGUUGUGGCCGUCUGCGUUGUGUACGAGUUCUUGGUCGUCCAGGCGCUGCGCCCUUGGCAUGUAUCCCGUGGCGUCCGGCUGCUUGCGGCCGGGGGCGGCUGCGGGAGCGGCUGGCUCAGGGACGCGCUCCAGCGGACGGCCGUCCUGCUCCUCGGUGCACUCUGCCUUCUCGCCGCCCGGGUCCACGUCAUGGGGGCGCAGCUGCCCGUCUUCACCAAGUUCGACAACCCCGCGGCGGUGGCCCCGAGCCCUGCCCGUCAGCUGACCUUCAGCUACCUGCUGCCCCUGAACUCGUGGCUGCUGCUGUGCCCCUGGGGCCUGUGCUGUGACUGGACCAUGGGCAGCGUGCCGCUGGUCGAGUCCUUCAUGGACCCCCGCAAUGCGGCCACACUCGCUCUCCUCGUGGCUCUGGUGGCGCUCACCUGGACAGCCCUGUUUUCGGCCUCUGCCCGUCAUUCCGACGUCAUAUUUUUCAGCCUGUCGCUGGUGGCCUUCCCGUUCCUGCCGGCCUCAAACCUGUUCUUCCACGUGGGCUUUGUGGUGGCCGAGCGCAUCCUCUACCUGCCCAGCAUGGGCGUCUGCCUGCUCGUGGCGCACGGCUGGGACGCCCUGCUGCGGAACGCCCACGGGGUCGCCCCACGCUCUUCCGGCCAACAUUUCAAGCGGUUCCUGUGGAUAGGGUUGCUGCUCGUGAUCACAACUCACUCCAUCAAGACAUUCAUAAGGAAUUACGACUGGGAGUCUGAGUACAGCAUCUUCAUGGCGGGGCUCCGGGUGAACCGCCAGAACGCCAAGCUGUACAACAAUGUGGGCCAUGCACUUGAGGGGCAGGGAAAGUUUGCCCAGGCCCUCGAGUACUUCCUCAAGGCUGCCAGUGUGCAGCCAGAUGACAUUGGAGCUCAUAUCAACGUCGGUCGCACCUACAACAACCUCCUCAUGUAUGAGGAAGCAGAGAAAGCAUUCUGGAAGGCCAAGGACCUGCUGCCCCAGCCCAGGCCCGGAGAGCCGUACAAGGCACGCAUUGCCCCCAACCACCUCAACGUCUUCCUCAACCUCGCCAACCUCAUCUCCCGCAACGGGUCGCGUCUCGAGGAAGCCGACGGGUUGUAUCGCCAAGCCAUCAGCAUGCGCGUGGACUACAUCCAAGCGUACAUCAACCGAGGGGACAUUCUUAUCAAGCUCAACAGGACCAAGGAGGCGCAGGAAGUGUACCAGCGGGCACUGCAGCUGGAUGCCACCAACGCCGACAUCCACUACAACCUGGGCGUCGUGUUCUUGGAACAAGGCAAGCCGGACGAUGCCCUGACUUACUUCAAUAAGGCGCUGGAGCUGGACCCGGGUCACGAGCAAGCCCUAAUGAAUUCGGCCAUUGUGAUACAGGAAAGUGGCAGUCCCAAGCUUCGUCAGGUGGCAUUUCAGAGGCUGGAGCGUCUGCUGGAGCGGGGCAAGGCCAACGAGCGUGUCUACUUCAACCUGGGCAUGCUCUCGAUGGACGAAAGCAAGCCCCAGGACGCCGAGCGAUGGUUCCAGGAUGCCAUCCGGGUGAAAGCCGACUUCCGCAGUGCCCUGUUCAACUUGGCUCUCCUCCUGAGCGACUCUGGCAGGCACCUGGAAGCCGUGCCUCACUUGCUACAGCUACUUGAGUCGCAUCCCGACCAUGUCAAGGGCCUCAUUCUUCUGGGUGACAUUUACAUAAACCACAUGAAAGACGUGGACAAGGCAGAGGAGUGCUACCAGCGCAUCCUGUCCGUGGAGCCCUCGCACGUGCAGGCAAUGCACAACCUGUGCGUGGUGCACGUGCAGCGGGGCUUCCUGCUCCGGGCAGAGGCCUGCCUGCAGAAGGUGCUGCGGGUGGCCCCCCACGAGCGCUACAUCGCCGCCCACCUUGACGUCGUCAGGGACCGCAUACGCAGGUACCAGCAACACAUGAAAGAGAGCGGCGCCAAGAGCAACUCCGGCCCUGCUGCGUCCUCCGGAUCCACGGGGUCGCAGCCAGCCAUCAGCAAGGACAUGUGACCGGAAGGUGUUGCGGCACGUCGGGCCGAAGCACUCCCCUGGGCAGUUUCUGGCCCCUAGGUCUCGUGCCAAGCGUAGACCCACUCGAAAGUCCUAUGCAAGUUCACAACUACUCCCGGUAAUGAUGCUGGGGAAGUUGCAGCACACCUAGACGAGCAGCCUGGAUGCCGUCUUGCGCCCGCCGUCACGUGGUAGGCCGUUACAUGUCUCGACUACGGUGCCUGGAAUGCGUCUCCAACUGCUCUCUUUAUCACAUUUUAAAAAGCGGUUCCUCAAUUUCGGCCACGUCAUAGAAGCAUCAAGGUGUCCCCCCCCCCCCCCCCCCCCCC